This is a messenger RNA of Sesamum indicum (sesame), 2841 nucleotides long. RefSeq names its product ubiquinol oxidase 2, mitochondrial. Gene Ontology annotation, molecular function: alternative oxidase activity. NCBI's taxonomy places the organism in Eukaryota, Viridiplantae, Streptophyta, Magnoliopsida, Lamiales, Pedaliaceae. Gene Ontology annotation, cellular component: mitochondrion. The record is from RefSeq and is a predicted model, not a curated record. Gene Ontology annotation, biological process: alternative respiration.
CUCAGCCACCAUACAACAACAGCUCGCGACAACGUAGCAAACAAAACCUUGUUCUCAAAGUUUUCUCUCCAAGAUUCUUGUAAACCUUAAUUUCUUGUUCAGAUCUCUUGAUUUUGUCCUGAAGAGGAAGAUGAUGAGCAGGAGCGCAACAAGGGUGGCGCGAUCGGUGCUAACCCACGUCGGCCCGCGUUACUUCUCGACCGCCGUCUCACGAGGCGGUGCUGCAAGUGAUGUAGCAGCACUUGGUGGCUAUGUUCAUGGUGGCGCCGCUAACUUUGUCCAUGGUCCUGCUAAGGGUCCUGAAAAAGUGGUGGUGACGUGGAUGAGGGUCCCGGUUCUUGGGUCGCGUAACGCCAGUACAUUGGCUUUGGGUGAGAGGCAGCAGGAGGAGGAGAAAAAGAAAGUGCAGGCGGGAUCGGAUGGUGGCGCCGCCGCUGGUGGUGGUGGAAAUGGUAAUAAGUCGAUUGUCAGUUACUGGGGCGUUGAGCCUGCGAAGGUUACCAAAGAGGAUGGCUCGGAAUGGAGGUGGAACUGCUUUAGGCCAUGGGAGGCAUACAAGGCUGAUUUGUCAAUAGAUCUGAGUAAACAUCAUGCGCCAGUCACAUUUUUGGACAAGGUGGCCUAUUGGACAGUCAAGGCUCUUAGAUUUCCUACUGAUUUAUUUUUUCAGAGGCGGUAUGGCUGGCGUGCAAUGAUGCUGGAGACGGUUGCGGCCGUCCCCGGGAUGGUGGGAGGCAUGCUGCUGCACUGCAAGUCGCUGAGGCGGUUCGAGCACAGUGGCGGCUGGAUAAAGGCCCUCCUUGAAGAAGCUGAGAAUGAGAGGAUGCAUCUCAUGACCUUCAUGGAGGUGUCUCAGCCGAGGUGGUAUGAGCGCGCCCUCGUCUUUGCGGUCCAGGGCGUCUUCUUCAACGCCUACUUCUUGACGUAUCUCAUUUCUCCAAAGCUGGCUCACCGCAUUGUGGGCUAUUUGGAAGAAGAAGCAAUUCAUUCCUAUACAGAGUUCUUGAAAGAGCUGGACAAGGGCACCAUUGAGAAUGUUCCGGCUCCGGCUAUUGCUGUUGAUUAUUGGCGCCUGCCGAAGAACUCAACACUUCGUGAUGUCGUCAUGGUUGUCAGAGCCGAUGAGGCCCACCACCGUGAUGUCAACCACUUUGCAUCGGAUAUUCACUACCAGGGACACGAACUGAAGGAAGCACCGGCCCCGAUCGGAUAUCACUAAUAAGAUGGACAGAGGUUUCUGAUCUACACUAGGGAACGCGGCAUGAAGAAUGAAUCUCACUCUGAUUUAUAUCUUAAAAUGUUGAUUUUUUGUUGUCCUUCUUUCUCUGUGUUUGGUCUUGAAGAGUCUGAAUUAUGUUUAUGUACAUAAAUUUCAUUGUCAGCACAAAUAUAUAUGUUGAUGAGCGUCGGGUAUUGAUUAAUAAAGAUGUAAAGUUUUGGACCGAUACUAAUUUACGCUUGUAAAUGUGGUUUAAAUUGGCAGGAUUACAUCCUGCACUUUCUUCUGAAGAAAAACUGGUUUCUAGACGGGGAAAUUGGAUUGAGUUGGAUUGUGAAGUAUCUCAGAAGCAGUCUCCAUUAGUAUAUAGAUUAAUUUGAAAGGAAGUUGCUUUUGAAGACUAUAAAAUUGCGCGGCAGAGCUAUUCUCAGUUCAUUUCUUCGCAAAACUGAAAAGGGAUUUAGGCGAAACCAGAGGAUGGCAAUCUGCUUGAGCCAAUCUGUUGAAUUCCUGAAUGGAAUUCUUGUUUAGGUUUACUAUUUUAAAAGCUAAUGAGUUGGUGAGUGUGAAGGGUUCAUGUGGUAACAAGAAGGUCAAGGAAAAGUAGCAGCAAACCGCACGUCUCCUACGGUCUAGGAGACUACCUGAGGCGUGAAGGUAUUAUGUUGGGACUUGGCGAACUCUCUGCCUCACAAUCUUUAUGUGGAGAGGAAGAGAAGUCAUCUACAUUAUUACAUCAUAGAACAUAGCUUCUUUUACUGAAGUACUGUGGUAACAUGUUUCUUUACGCAUUUGCUUGUGUUCCAAUGGAACAGUUGAGUUCAGGUAGCAAGAGAAAAGGCACAAUCAUCUGAUCUUAAGCUGUUUGAUGUAACAUAAACUCAAAAUGCCAUCAGUGGACAGAGCAAUCAUUCUCCAUUUGUUAUUACCACGUAAUGCCAACUGAGAUUCUGCAGCAAUUGCACAGAACAAUUUACAAAAAAGACACCAAAUCAGUCCCGACGAACAUCUAUGGGAAACAAUGGUAACAGAGGAAGAUCAUUAUAGCGAGCACCAACAACCCUGAUUGGCGUCCCUCUUCUGACAACACCCAAUGCAGCAAAAAGAAGCCUAUGACUAACAGGCAUCCCCACCCAAGUUCCUCCCCGUUGCAUUUCACAGAAGCCAAGUAAGCACCAGCCAAGUAUAUGAUCAGUAUCAGCAUGAGGGGGCCGAGAAGCAUAGUAGUCACCGUGUACAUUACAAGAAUCAGAGCAAGAGGUAACACUAUUGUGUGGCUGGUGGAAUAGACGGCUAGGAGCACCAGAACCGGUAUAAAGAUGAAGCAUGUAAAGACAGCAUUUUCGCCCUCCGACACCAGGGGGAGAUUGAGGCUGACAGAGGAGGAGCUGCCACGGAGGAGUAGGCCUAAUCCCACCACCGCAAGAAGGGGGACGACAGGAGACGGCCCUUUUGGCAUAUCAGACGGCUGCUUCAAACUCUCUGUAUUCAUGAUCAACCAAGAACAAGAUGCCGUUGAGUCGAUGGCUUGAUUUCACUUCGUCUUUACUUCCACUUCGCAUUCAUUGUGCAAACUUCAUCCAACAAAUGUACAUAUAUAUAUAGACAGAGAACUCAUUGUA